Triplophysa dalaica is the source of this 4934-nucleotide messenger RNA. RefSeq lists its product as uncharacterized. The record is from RefSeq and is a predicted model, not a curated record. Bases 2299 to 3636 code for a protein of 445 amino acids. The transcript is spliced from 7 exons. Lineage: Eukaryota; Metazoa; Chordata; Actinopteri; Cypriniformes; Nemacheilidae.
UUGAAAUGUUUGUACCCUAACUCGCAUUUGCGUAAUGUGUUUGUAUGUCAACCUGGAAAAGAUAUUAUUAUCACAACAUUAAAUGUCGCUGGGCAUUACGCGGUCAAAUCAUUCACCUCUCACCCAACUGGAUGCAAUCCAGAGAAUCUACUGGAAAUUAAUAAAAUACAUGUAUUUUAUUAUCACAAACAGGACAAGAGAAUGCAAAUAUGUAUAAAAUAAAUGUACGCAAUAAAGUACCCAACGUGCCAAAGUACUAUACGUCAAAAAACUAACAGUACUGCAGAUGUAAACAGUUAGGACUAUUAUAAAGAUUAACAUGACGUCAAGCUGUGAUUUCAUGUCAAGCAUGUGAAUUAAAUUCAGGUCAAAAUUAAAGGUGUCCUUAUUGAGCAGCUAUAAAGGACUAUAAGUCCUUUUUCAAUUAGAAUUCAACAUUAUUUUAAACAUUAACAACGUGCAAUAGAUGUCAAUAGAUGUCAAUGUUGUAGUACUCGAUUCCGGACCAUUUUUGAUGUCUUGGUGAUAUGUUGGUCUCGACAACAACACUAAAUGUCAUUGAGAAAGUUGUGCUUUAUCGCAAAAAUCAGAUAGUAAUGCAAUCAUUCAUAAAAUGCUCCCACUUUUAUUAUAGAUGUUAUCAAAACUACAUCACACGAGUCGACUGAAGUGAUGUAUGAAAUACAAACUAUUUAAAAAUACACAUAAUAACACAUUGAACAUUGCGGCAAAGUAGAACGUCUCGAGACUGCUCCCUUGAGGACAACGAUAGAAACACAAAUCCUGUUUCCUACACAAUAAGUUAAUGAGCUAUAGAAGUCAAAUAUGUGUCCUGAGCCAGUUUGAACUGGAAGACUGAGCUGUUAUUACCGUCAACACAUAUACAUAUUAUUGCUUUUUUAACGUGCUAUUCAAAACUUCGAGUAUGGUGCAAACUUCAAAUAAAGUUAGAUUCACCCUGAUGAAAAUAACAUUUUCAUUUGAACUGAUUUAGAAUCUUACAAAUAUAAACUAAUACUUAGGGGACAUGUACAGUUUUUUUAUUCUCAAAUGUUUGGAAACAUAUUUCAGGCAGUUAACACAUGACGUGAGUCAAUAAGAUGAACAUAUGUGACCCUCGAUCAUAAAACCAGUCAUUUUUAGUGAAAGACAAAAAUACAUUGUGAGGGUCAAAAUUAUCGAUUAUUCAUUAAUGCCAAAAAUCAUUAGGGUGUUAAGAAAAGAUCAUGUCCCAUGAAAAUAUUUUGUAAAUUUCCUAUCUUAAAUAUAUAAAAACUUUAUUUUGUACAUGGAUGGCCUGCCACAGUGCCCCUGAUUAACCACUUUAGAGGCAAUUUUCUCAAUAUUUAGAUUUUUUUGCUCCCUCUCAGAUUCCUGAGUUUAAAACGGUUGUAUCUCAGCCACAUAAUUCCUAUUCUAACAACUCACACAUCAAUAGAAAGCAUAUUUAUUCAGCUUUCAGAUUAUGUAAACAUCUCAAUUUUGAAAAUUGACCCAUAAGCCUGGUUUUGUUGUCCAGGGUCACAUAUAUCUAGAAUAGAUGUUAUACGAUAAGAAUAUAAUUUGAAGAAUUUGAACAGUUUAUUUGAAGAUUAAUGUUUUAUCAAUAUUUUACUACAUCACAGUUUUAUUGACAUCCCUAGUUCAAGUUUGUAUUACCUAACAGGUCAACCAUAGACGCAUGAAGAUUUUGAGCAGCGUCAUCUUGUGAAAGAGGAGAAGACCGUCUGUUGCAUGAGAAGCUCUCGUGUGGCGUGCAUUGUGUGCCAGCACAUGCCUGUGCUCUUGUUUACAAAGUUGUUAUUUUAGGUUGUUUAUGAUUGGCCAGAAAUUCUUGCCAAUAGCGUCGUCAAAACACACUACACAGGGAAGACGUUAAAUGUCUUGAUAAUAGCAUUUUUAGAGGAAAAUGAAUAACAUAGAAUAUAUGUAUAAUAUGGAUUGGAUGAAAGAAUGAUGGAUCAAGCGGUGCACUAUGAAGUUUGGACGUGACCAUGAGAUUGUUUCAAUAAUUUGUAAACAUGGAUAAAACUGAUGCAAGGUGUGUUUGAGAAAUGUGCUCCAUUUGUCUUGCCGGAAGAUCCGUAUUUUUUCGUUUUUUGCUUCCAGCAGAAUUAUCAUCACAGUAUUUGUAGAGGGGGAAGAUGGAAGCAAAUAAGGAUUGUAAGAAGUUUAGGAAAUGUUGAAAUUCAUAACGCAACAACUUGACAUGGGGAAGUUCAAAUGUCUUUGUAAGCCUGAGAAUGGAGAGUCAAUCCCAGACAGUUUCUCGCCACCAGAAAAAUCACAACUCAUACCAUGCUGAGUAUCAUCGUGCUACUGUUAGAAGUCCAAGGUACCAGCUGCUUAUGGACGGUAAGCAAGAUAACAGCUAAAAGUGGGGGCUUCGUCACCAUUCCCUGUCACUACCACCGUCUGUACAGGGACGACCCUAAAUACUGGUGCAAAGGAAGAAACUGGUUAACUUGCACGAAAAUGCAAACCGUCGACCAAAAGGAGAAGCGGCCAGGCGUCAGCUUUCACAACAACCAAGAUGAACUGGUAAUAACCAUGACUCUGACAAACCUCAGCAGCAGUGAUUCAAACCGUUAUUGGUGUGCCGUGAAAAAGAGAGGUGUCCUCCGAUCAGACAUCAAGACAUAUCUAGAACUCACCGUCACUGAGGGUAUCCCAGAUCUGUCAGUGGCCAGCAGCAUGGUGUCAAGUGUAGAAGGAGGCAUUAUUACAGUCGAGUGUCUCUACAGUGAAAAACUCAGAGAUGCUGAGAAGAAGUGGUGCAGAAGCGGAGAUCGACACUCCUGUCAAACGGCUCAGGAUAUAAAGCCUUCACCUGACGCGGCUGUACAAAUAAACAAUACAAAUUAUGGAGUUUUUCGAGUUAUCUUAACAAGACUGAAGAAGACGUAUGCCGGCUGGUACUGGUGUAUGGCUGGGGGACUACAGGCCCCGGUUUAUAUUAACAUCACUUCUGUGCAUGACAGUACAACUGACACAAGACCCUCCUCAUCUACGGUGGCACCUUGGUCAUCCUACACUCCAAAAAACUUGUUUUCUGUUUAUCCAUCAAAACAUUCCUCCUCACCGACAUCUUUUGAUGUAAACAACCAUAAUACAGAAGCAACAAUGUCACCCACAACAUCCGUAUUACCUGAGACAACUUCACAUAAACCAUGGCAGAUAUCCACAGCAUCAUCAGAGCAGGUUUCCUCUACGGUACAGUCCUCAACCUAUCCAACCACAAAAAACAACAGCUCAUCUCAUUGUGGUGGAAUUACACUGCCAACCAGUAGAUCAGCUACUACUAAUGUUGAGAGUGGUAUCUCUGCAGCUAUAUCAUCUAAAUAUCUUAAAUCUGACAUUAAGGGCAGAGAUCGUAUGUGGGUGAUGGCGCUUUGUGGAGCAUUACUUCCAUUAUUGAUUCUAACUGGAAUUUCUUGGAAGCUGUGGUCAUGGCAUAAGAAAUCCAACACAAGAGAGGACGCCACACAAAUGACAGCAGAGGUCCAGACAAAUGAUGACAGAGACGAUCUUCUGAACAACGAGUGGACAGCUACGUCAGUUGCCUGGAUCAACACAGGCUCAGAUACUAUCAUAAUAACCCGUUGUGAAGAUAAGAUCUCUGGAAUUAAAAGAUAAAAACAGUCUUUCAUUUACACCAUGUGAUGUAGUGCUGGUACAGGGCCCCUUUUAUGUAUAGGCCUACAUCAUUUAAAAUAUAUUAAAAUUGUGAACGGCUUCUAUUAUUUUACACAAUUUGUAUUUGUAUGCUCGUUGUGUUUAUAUGUUGGAUGGAUGGACUUUGUCCAUUAAUUUGACCAAAAUGAAAGACUCUUAUUUUGAAGUGCCUCCCCAUAAAAGGCGAUUCCUCUGCGGAGGACGGCAACACGAUGAUAAAAUCUUCCAAAAGUUUGUGGUUAUGGAUAGAAUAUAAACAUUAUUCAUAAGGUUAGUUCAAUUAAAAGAAAUUGUUGGUUAUUUGGAUAAUGUUGGCUUGCAUUUAAUGCUUGAAAUCGCAAAAGAUAUAUCACAUCUUUGCAGCUUCCUCCUCCUCGGUUUAACUUUACAGCAUUUUGAGUGAAAGAAGCUGCUUCGAGUUGACCUAAAAUCCAAAGUAUUCAUACGUUGUUUUUCGUAUUUUCGUGCAUUUAUUAAUUAUUUUAUUCUAAAAGUAAACAUCCAAUCUCAACAUUAUCUGUGUUGUUAAGAGCGCCCACAAGAUGGCGCCCUCUCCAAGUAGUUAAUGUGCUUGGCGGCCAUAUUUAGUCAUAAAAGAACAAGUCCUAUAUAAAUAAACGGCAGAAGACUACUAUAGGUACAUCUUUUGGUAAGGUCACGAUAAAACAUUAAACUGGCCAUCAGUUGUACCAUACAUCCUGUUUCCUAAGCUCAAUUUGCAUUUACGAAACAUUUUCACACGUUGCUUCCGCUACUGCGCAAGCGCAACGAUUGACAAGUACCUAAAGUGAGCGUGGCACCUGUCUUCAUUCAUAGUCAUUCUACUGCGCUGUUUUGCUAUUAACUAUAGUCUUUGCUUUAACUAUCGCGUAUGAAUCAUUAACUUGCCUUAUUAAGGAACUUUAUUCACAAACAAAGCUGAUAUGGUGUUUGUUUUGUUAAAGGGAAAGUUUGUGCAUGCAUGAGUUUAUACUGGUGCAUUGUUUUAUCGGUAUCAUGGGUGUGUGGGUGUGUACUAGAGCAGUGGUUCACAACCUGGGGUCCGCGACCCCCUUAGCUGACAUACAUUGAUGUUAAAUAAAGUUGCAUAAAAUGUUCCAGUUAUCAUUUUAUAUAAAAGUCAUGUGCUGACAAUGCCAAGAUAAUGCAGUCAAGUUACAUCUUAUAUAAAAUAAUUAUUUCAAUUUCCGGCAAUUCAAAUGCGUGUGGUUUGGUGAUGUAUGAUAAUGAUGAUAUGAUUAAAGUCGAACUAAAAAUGA